Molecule: messenger RNA, 1119 nt
Organism: Symsagittifera roscoffensis
Lineage: Eukaryota; Metazoa; Xenacoelomorpha; Acoela; Convolutidae
Product: sodium/potassium/calcium exchanger 2-like
Exons: 6
Coding region: 277-1119 (280 amino acids)
Biological process (GO): intracellular calcium ion homeostasis; calcium ion transmembrane transport
Cellular component (GO): plasma membrane
Molecular function (GO): calcium channel activity; calcium, potassium:sodium antiporter activity
Source: RefSeq, a predicted model, not a curated record
CGCUUUUUCGAUUCACCAGUGAAGUAUAAUGUAAUGUAACAAUUAAACUCCACCAUCAAAUUGUGACUUGUUGUUUUUGUUUUCAGCAGGACAAUGCCAAAAAAUGUUUCUUAUUCUGUUGUAAAAUGAACAUGUUUGAUCAUUUGAGCGAGCCGUAUCAUUUGGUGAUUUAUUAUAGAAAAUUGGUUUGAUAAUAACUUAUUAUUUACUGGAGAACUCGUAAACUUGAGAUCUAGUCGGCUCUUUUUUUUGUACACUGCGUUUACUUUACUUGCUAUGACGACAAACAGACUGGCCAGGUACAGUCCACUGGCUCAAAAUGAAUCCGGACACGGAGUUGACCCGGAAGAUGCAAAACCCUCCAACAGUUUCUCCAGAAUGAGGCAUUAUAGGGCAGAGAGACGAAAGUUCAGAAAGACGAAAACGUACAUUAUGCUCAAGAUAGGCUUCGUGGCCAUAAUGCUGUCUUUAUUCGUCACUUUGUCAGCUGUCGGAUCGUAUUUUAGACCGAGCAGUGAAUUCGCAGAUUCUAUUGAGGGUCGAUCGAGGCGUUCUGGAGAGGAGGGAGGGAAUGUGGCCCCCUGGGAGGAGUGUGACUGGGAGAAGGAAAGUGACGCCAGGAGAGUCAUCUUCAUCAUCAUAUGGCUGCUGUUGAUCGUAUGGGUAUUCAUAGGUCUGGCCAUCAUCUGUGAUGACUUCUUCGUGCCCUCUCUGGAGAUUAUCUCUGAGAGACUCAAUUUGACCGAAGAUGUGGCUGGCGCCACUUUUAUGGCUGCAGGUUCCUCAGCCCCCGAGUUGUUCACGUCUAUUGCGGGAGUGUCCUUCGAGAGUGACGUGGGAGUGGGCACAAUAGUGGGCAGUGCCAUCUUCAACCUCCUCAUAAUCAUCGCCCUCUCAGCCGCCCUAUCCAAAGAGGUGUUGAAACUAGACUGGCGCCCGAUGGCACGUGACUCCAUCUUCUACGCAGUGUCCAUCGUCAUGUUCAUCUGCUUCGCCUGGGAUGGGGAACUGCGGCUGUUCGAGUGUGGCAUCCUCUUCUUCUCCUACUGCGUCUACGUGGCCGUCAUGUUCGUCAACAAGCCACUCAUGAGGUUCCUCGCAUCAGUUGGCAACUGGUAA